GUCCAGCUCAGAUGCUCAGAUGGGAAUCUUUUCUUAAGUGAUUUAGCUACAUCUGCGAUGUGCGAAACGAAUAAAAUGUCAGUUCGUCUGCAUUGGUCGGGGUCUUUCUAUUCUUUCUCCGUCAAAAUAAAUAGUCAAAAACGGGAACUGUCCGGUCAACACAAGCCCUGCUUUUAACUGUUAUGUUUUCUUGUGAAAAUAGAUAAAAUUAAACUUGAUUACCACCAGAGCCAGGCGCACUGCAGCGUUAUCUCCGUCGCUGUAAAUGAGGGAAAAACAAAAUGAUCGGACCCUUUUCUGACCUUCCCCACCUACAAAGUUUAAUUACAACAAUCAAACGUGACAGAGCCUGGAUUUGUAUUCUGAACAGUCUAAACAUGUUUUAAAAAGAAACGUGUGACAAAAGAGGCACCUGCUCAGUAAAACCACCAACAGGGUGAAAAAUAUCUAAAUAUUGUAGCAGAGACGGGCUACAACUUCUGGAUCCACUUUAUAUAAAUCGUUUUAUUGAUUAUCUUCUUAUGAAAGAUAACUUUGACGUACACGAGCGACCGGUACCGGCUGCUGUCUGAGGGUAGGCCCCGCCCAUAACGCCGCGGCUGCUGCGGUGUUUUCUUUACUGUGGGAAACGGGUAAUAAUGGCUCUUUGAUGGGAACAGGUUGCCGACCCCUGGUCUAUGUCUAUGCAGGACAAUAAAAUUUUGAGGUUUUACUUCUGGGGGCAGAGUUGCAAUGACAUGUGCACUGCGUUGUCCUAGAAGCAAUUGGACAGGGACACAGGGCCAACAUUACCAGUAAUCAAAGAUGUACCCGUUACAUUUAAAUCGGAUGUCUGGGCUAAUUUGGGUUUUGGGAUCCUGGAUGUGAAUGAAUCACUUAACACAGUAUUUGUUUACUAUGUUUAAGUUCAGUAAUAUUCUAUCUUAAAGCUGCUCUACCGAAAACAUUAUUUCUUAUAUUAUUUAAGUAAUUAUAGGCAGCACACUUUAAACAUUAUUGCUCACUAUAGUGAAUAGAUGAAUGUUCUGUUUUUCAGGGAUUUCGAAAUCAAAAAGAAAUUGAAAACUAUUCUACUGCUUUUAUUAAGUAAUGAAAAUUUUUGUGUGAAGAAUCGUGAUGCAUUUCAGUCUCAAAUCGAAUCGUUAGGUAGAUAAUCGGAAUCGGAUCGAAUCGUGAGGCAGGUAGAGAUGCACACCACUACAUCAGAAAAACAGUAAACAUGUUGUCUUCCCGAUCUUUUUCCCUACAGAUGCGAGCCGGAUUCUCUCGCCUUCAGGCUCUGGUUCGUUCCAGGAAGUUAUGUGCAUCAUAUCAUGUGGCUCGUCAGCGAAUCACAGGCUUCCAGGGUCGCUGUCGGGGCUUCUUGGUGCGUGGGGCGUUCAGGCACCGGCUGUGGGCUGUGAUCACCAUCCAGGCCUACACCAGGGGCAUGAUCGCUCGUCGUCUGUACAGAAGACUAAAGGGAGAGUACCACCGGAGGCUGGAGGCUGAGAAGAUGCGUCUGGCUGAGGAGGUCAAGCUGAGGAAUCAGAUGUCUGCCAAGAAAGCGAAAGCUGAAGCUGAACGGAAACACCAGGAGUGGCUGGCCAAGCUGGCUAAAGAAGAUGCUGAGAGGGAGAAGAAGGAGAAGGAGGAAGCUCGGAAAAAAAAGGAGAUGGUUGAAGAGAUGGAGAAGGCCCGAUUGGAGCCCGUCAAUGACUCUGACAUGGUAGACAAGAUGUUUGGAUUCCUGGGAACGACGAGUUCUUUACCAGGUCAGGAAGGACAAGCGCCUGCUGGCUUUGAGGACCUGGAGCACACUCAUCGUGAGCUGAUGGAGGAGGAUCUAGACGAGGCUCUUCCUCUUCCUGAAGAUGAUGAAGAGGAGGAUUUAUCAGAGUACAAGUUUCCUAAGUUUGCUGCAACCUACUUCCAGGGCAGCAGCACAAACACGUAUGUCCGAAGACCUCUCAAACAGCCACUGCUGUUCCACGACGAUGAAGGAGACCAGCUGGCUGCUCUGGCUGUUUGGAUCACGGUUCUGAGAUUUAUGGGAGAUCUACCAGAACCCAAGUACCACACAGCUAUCAGCGAUGGGAGCGAGAAGAUCCCCGUCAUGACCAAGAUCUACGAGACUCUGGGAAAGAAGACCUACAAGAGGGAGCUGCAGGCACUGCAAGAGGAGAGGGAGAUGCCUCGCUCUGAGAACCAGAAGAAAAACAGCGUCCGACACAAACUAGUUUCUCUCACCUUAAAGAAGAAAUCCAAAAUCACAGAGGAGGUCACCAAGCGCCUCAAUGAUGGGGAGUACAGUCUCCAUGGCAACAGUAUGUUGGAAGAUCGACCAACUUCCAACCUGGAGAAGCUCCACUUCAUAGUUGGCAACGGCAUCCUGAGACCAGGACUGAGAGAUGAGAUCUACUGUCAAAUCUGCAAGCAGCUGAGCCAGAACCCUUCUAAAAGUUCCCAUGCUCGCGGCUGGAUCCUCAUCUCGUUGUGUGUGGGCUGCUUCGCCCCAUCAGACAAGUUCCUGAAGUACCUGAGGAAUUUCAUCAGAAGUGGGCCUCCGGGUUACGCUCCGUACUGCGAGGAGAGGCUGAGACGAACGUUUGUGAAUGGGACAAGAACCCAGCCUCCCUCCUGGUUAGAGCUUCAGGUACGCUUUCUGGUUAAGCAACGGAACGGAAGGAUCACACAUGGUGGAACAACGAUUGAUAGAAAUUUAAAUAAAUCGUUAUUUUAUUUUAAAUGUUUUGUCCUUUUCCAUUUAGCUGCUUUUGAAAUGUAGAGAAGCGCCUGAAACAGAAACAAGCAGUGAUGCUGAGCUAAGCCAACAGAACUUGUAGCUAAAACAAGCUUGAUUUAAAAUCCCAAAUGCAGACCUCUACUCCGUACUGGAAGUUAUCCUCUAGCCGGAAGUCAUGUGACCUUUUUUCACAACUCUUCCUUGAAAGUGAUAAAAAAACAAAAACACUUAAAAAACAGAAAAGCUUUGAAGACAAGUCAGUUUUUUCUGCUUUCAAACUGAAUCAAAUGUUUGUACAUUUUGAACUUGUUUUGUUUUUACAUUCAAACUUGGAGAGCUUUUGCUGUUUGAGACAUUAAGGUGACGUCUCUAGUUAUUUCAAUCCAGGCUAAUUGACAUCUUUGGUUUCGUGAAAACUUCUCAUCCAAGGAGAUUUGUCAGCUCUGACUGGAAAAUGAGAGGGUCUACCCACAGAAAGGAUAAGAAACAUCACAACCAAUCAGAAGCAAGUGGAUAGCGAACUGGAACGAAGACACCUGGAUUAAAAAGGAAUUACAAACUAGAUGAAAAAACGGAGGAACUCAUUAAAGGACACAUGAUGGAAAAACAGGAAAAAGAGUUCACAAAAGUAAAAGAAAGACACAUAAAGAAGUUAAACAAACUCAUCAACAAGAAAAAGAGAAAAGACAAAACCACACAAAGCUCAUGGGUAUGUAACCUUUCACAACACGAACUAACAGAAGCAGAAGAAAGCAUUAAAAACAGGUUUAAACUUUGCAGUCACACCAAAAGAAAUACCAUGUGAUGAAUUUAUCGUAGCAACAGAACUAGCAUGUCAACAGAUCACAGAUGAGGAAAAGAAAGCAGAACUCAGAAAUAACGUAGUUGGGAUAUUAAAAAACAAUCAGCCAUGACAGCUUUAUCCAAACAUGAACAGAUAAUUAUUCUACCGGCAGGCAAAGGAAGAACUACAGUGGUAAUGGACAGAGGAACAUAUAAACAACAGAUGAAACAGAUGCUAGAGGACAAAAAUACUUAUGAAAUACUUAAAAAGGACCCAAAAGAAAACAUUAAGAAAAACAUGAAAAAUGACUGAAGCCUCUACAAGAAAAAGACAAAAUAACAGAAAAAAUGUACAAACACUGGAUUCCCACGGCGAACAUAACACCAAGAAUCUAACCCUAACCCUGGAACACCAAAAAUACACAAACAAAACACCACUUAGACCAGUAGCAGACAGCAUAGGCACACCAACAUACAACAUGGCAAGAGAUAUCAGCAGAAUCAUCAGCCCGUUAUUAGGAAACACAGACCAACGCUGCAAAAACCAGAGGUGGAAAGUAACGAAUUACAUUUACUCACGUUACUGUAAUUGAGUAGCUUUUUUUGUAAAUUUAUACUUUUUAAGUCGUUUUUAAACGCUGUACUUUUACUUUUACUUGAGUAAGUUUUUAAAAAAGAAAUGUAAUUCGCUACAUUUUAAAUCAUAUCCGUUACUGAGUAAAAAUAAAUUAUAGGCUUAAUAAAUUAAAUAUAUUACGUGUAGCAGCGUCGGAACAGAAAGAGAGUUGCGUGAGCACCACAUCUAACCCGUGGGGGGGUGGGGGUACAUUGUAGAUAAUGAGGACAAACGGCCAUUUUUACCACAGUUUUGCUCAAAAACAUCAGUUCAGUCCCUGUGAUCCACUCGCUGUUCACCUCCUCUCUCCCUCCUCUCCUGUGGGUUGGAUCCCGCACCUUCGCGCACCGGUGUGACGUCAUCAGAAUUCUGCUCGGUUCGGUAGCCGGUUCCGUGUUUGAAUUGUGUUUCCCCACCGCUCCGCACGGAAGCAGCAAAACAACGUUAAGCGCUCCUACAAGCAGAUUAUCAGCGCUCUGCUCAUAAAACAGAAGACCUGCAGGCCUCUGUGAGUUAAAACAUCCUGAUACUGUUCAGGUGUAAACAUUGUGCUCCAUCCCUGUGUUUGAACUCAGAAGAUGCUCCUUGAUGCCGCAGAUAUGUGAUGAUUUAGCUUGUUUCUUUAUUUUACUCCAGAAUAAGAGAUUAAAUUAUUACUAAAGCAGUUCAGUGUAGUUAAAUUAGUCAUUGUGUGUGUGUGUGUGUGUGUGUGUGUGCGUGCGUGCGUGCGUGUGUGUGUGUGUGUUACACAUAUAGAUCUGCAUGAGACAGCAUGGUUUCAUCAAAUCCAUGCAUCUAUCUUGGCUGAAGUAACGGCUCAGGAAAAUAACUUAUUUCAUAAAUAAUGACGUCUCUGCAGUGUUUAUGAUAAUGUUUUAUCUUAUCUUGGGUCUGGGAGGUGCAACUUAUCAUGAUACAAGCCUUUUAAAACAUGUUAAAGUGUUACAAGAGGAGAUUAAUGCAUGAAUUUAAAGUUCAUGUUUGGAGACCAACCUUCACAGUUUGGAGGCUCACGCUGGUGAGGAGACACCGUUAGUUCUAGUAACACCUGGGCUCCCAAGGCCUGUUCUGACAGGAUGGACGUUACGGGACCCUCAAGGAUUCCAGUUGGAUGAUUGGAGGAUUAUUUAAGAGGAUUGGAAUGAACACACUGAUUUCAGUGGUGAAGGGUUAAAUGAGUGAGUGAACCCACUACCAAGGAUGAACUCUGCUAACUUUAAAAAUCAGCUGCUCUAUUAGCUCAAGCAUAAGGAAACAUGAAGGCUUCAAAAGUAUUAGUAUCAGCACCUCUCUGACAGCAUGGUGGGAGUAUCUUAAAAUGACAGUCUUCACUAGUACCAUGCAGACGCACACCUAUCUGGAACAAUCCUGAUAUUUUGCAAAAUAACAAAACGAUGAAGCUUCCGGACUGGAAAAACAAAGGAAUCCUAUACCUGGAACACAUAUAUGAAGGAUUGGACUUCAUCCCAUUUAAUCAAAUAGUCUCCCAAUUUGGAAUGGAUAAGAAUAGCUUUUUAGAAUACCACCAAAUUAAAUCUGUAGUCAAACAAAAAUUUAAGCUCAAUAAAAUAGAAUUACAAACACCACCAAGGGUAUUAGACUUUUAUAAUCUCAAACACCCCAAACUACUGUCUAAAGUAUAUAAGACACUGUCCAAAAUAGACGAUAAAAUUGCAAUCCCUAUUGAAAAAUGGGAGGUGGAUCUAUCAGUCAGCUUUGACCAGAACUUCUGGUCCCAAACUUGUUUAAAAACUUUUAAAACGAUCAGACACCCCAAUUUACAAUUAAUUCAGUACAAAAUUCUACACAGAGUACACAAUACACGUCAUCGGAUGUUCAAGAUGGGGUUUGUGUCGUCUGACACCUGUACACACUGCACAAACAACAUUCCUGACAAUUACAUUCAUGCACUGUGGUCCUGUCCACCUGUCCAGGAAUUUUGGGGUAGAGUAUGUGAGGAUCUGUCAAAAUGUCUGAAAUGUCAUAUCCCAACCACCCCCUCUCUUUGUUUACUGGGAAAACUGGACGAUGUCCCGACUGAAACAUCUGUGGUUCACGUGGUUCUGACUGCCAUAUGCAUCGCUAAGAAAACUAUCCUCUUGAAUUGGAAAAAUAGAGAAACUCUCUGCAUUAACCAGUAUAGAAAUCUUUUGUUAGAUCAAAUUACACUUGAUAUAGCCUCUGCUUCCACUUCAAAUCAAUCU
Molecule: messenger RNA, 6328 nt
Organism: Nothobranchius furzeri (turquoise killifish)
Lineage: Eukaryota; Metazoa; Chordata; Actinopteri; Cyprinodontiformes; Nothobranchiidae
Source: RefSeq, a predicted model, not a curated record